AUGCGAACGAACGGUCUCAUCUCACGUGCCAAAGCGAUAAUUAUUGGAGCAAUCACCACGGAGUCCAAAACACUGCAUGCUUCUCCGCAACCGGCAGCAAGCGCCGCCGCCGACACGCACACUGCUGUCAUGAGCCGUGUGGCGGGAGCCAGCGGCAGGCGCCGGCUGCGCUCCUAUUGUUACCGCGGCCUUGCCACUUGCACGGACGACGCCGCCGGCCAUGAUACCUGUCUAUACCUCACAUUUGUGAACACACGUGAAGAUCGAGAG
Molecule: messenger RNA, 270 nt
Organism: Iphiclides podalirius (scarce swallowtail)
Lineage: Eukaryota; Metazoa; Arthropoda; Insecta; Lepidoptera; Papilionidae
Source: the annotation of a GenBank genome assembly